AGAACUGAGAGUCGCCUCUUUUGUUAUAAUAAGAAUUAUAAGGGUGUUAUUUAUGGCACGUCUGCUUUAUGUAAAUUCAAGCAACUGUAAUCUGUCUGAAACUGUUAAGUGAUGGGUAGUAAUGCCAAGGGAAAUCUCUUUUCAGACUCACCUCGCUUUGAGCUACAAUAUUCUUUUGCUUUAAUAUCUUUUCUGUUUGGCACCAAUUGCUCAGUGAGCCAUGCUGUAUUAUAUCACAAUUUCAGUGCAAAGGUUCAUCGAUCGGCACAUCAAUUUAUUGAUUUCUUGAAAUCUGUUAGUGUUGCAUUUUGCAGGUCGAUGAAGGUUCAGAACUUCCGCCAUAGAAAUUACUAUCACCGAAAAAGAUCUUCAGAAUGUUGGUCAAAUUAUUUUGCUGCAGAGCCCUACUGUCACUAAUUAAUUUUUUCUGUGUGUUUCAGAGAGUGCGAUAGAAAGCUGGCUGAUAUGUCUCCUGUAUUUAUUGGUGAUGGAUUUCGGAAGAAGUCCAGAUUUUAUUAUAAGGGAGAUGGUUUUUACUACUACAAGAAUAGGACAUUAGUAAACGAAUCAGCUUCUCUGAGGUGUAUCAAUUGGAAAAGACUUCGUUGUCCUGGUAGAGCUGUGGCAUCAAAAGACUGGAAGUCCUUGACUAUCAGUACUGACCACACAUGUAUGCCUAAUUAUAAUUUCUGUAAAGUACGGAAGCUGAGACAAGCAAUUAUAGCCAGGUGCUCCUCUCGAGAUACUACUCGUCCUAAAACUAUUGUUUCUCAAGAGAGUGAGUGUUACUCAAGAGACAUCAGACUUCAAUGCUCAGCCAAAAUAUUGAGGUCAGCCAUUAGAAGAGCAAGGAUGAGAGUGGUACCUCGUCUACCCCAUACCCUUUCUCAACUGGAUGAGGUACUUCGGAGUGAGCAAUUUAAGCAUCUCACCAUGACCAAGUCUGGAGAUGGUUAUUUGUAUGCUGGAAGUUGUGGCUCAGCCAGGAUGCGUUCCAGGUGUCUUAUCUUUCAAUCUCCAACUAUGAAAGAAAUUAUGUGUACCUCUGCUAAAGAGGUUUUUGCUGAUGCUACAUGGGAUGGGAGGCCAUCCUGUCCUAAUAGUAGCCAAGUCUUCUCCAUGACUACAUUAUUAAAUAAUCAGAUUCUUCCCUUGUGUGUUUGUUUAAUGGAGAGCAAAUCAGAACACACAUAUACCAUUCUUCUGCAAGCAAUAAAAGAAUUGAACCCUGGUUUCAAACCAGAUAAAAUUCACACUGAUUUUGAAUUUGCUGAGUACAACAGUUUCAAAAAAAUAUUUGUAGAUGCAAUUGUUGAAGGAUGUUUGUAUCACUACAGUAAUAAUCUUAGUGCUCAAGCAAACAAGCUUGGUUUAGCACGCUUUAUUGCUGCUAAUGAAACAAUUGAUUCUUUGGUAAGGAGCUGCCUUGCCAUUCCUCUUGUGCCCACCCCCAGAAUUCCAGAAGCAUUAGCAGCUGUUAUGACUAGAGCUAGUGAGGAAAAUUUUUAUCGUGUCCUUGAUCCUUUCUUCAAGUAUGUUUAUGAAGAGUAUAUUGCAAAGAGGACUCAUGUGCUCUCUGUAUACGGAUCCGAAAACCGUACAAACAAUGUUGCCGAGAGUUGGAACAAUUCUCUGCAAUUGGCAAUGAAUGUGAGACGACCAAAUGUGUUCAAUUUCAUCAAUGGUCUGCUUACUUUGGAAGAACAGGCAGCUCAAGAUUAUUUUGACAUUAACAGGGGUGAGAACACCACAAGAGGACGAAAAGUCAGUGCUCUUGUUAAUGAUGCCAGGAUAUGCAAUUUAACUAGAUUACUAGAUAGGAACCAGAUAACUAUGAGUAAUUUCCUUAGAAAUGCAUCCAGAACAUUAGAGAAUCCUUACAGACGCCACUGCCCACGCCCUCCCCCCCAAGUUUAAACCUUUUGCACUUGUGUAAUUGUUUACCAGCAUAAAAUUUCAUUGACUAGUGUAAUAAGAAAAUUUCAAGUUCUUAAUAAUCACCCAUGGCACCUGUUUCAAUAUCUUCUUUGUAAAUUUGAAGUGUUCCAUAUUUUUGUGUUGAUUUUCAUUCUUCCAUGGAUACCUAAGGGGAUGGUUCAUUAAGCUGCCAAGUAUAUCUUGAGUAUUGUGCCAUAGACAUUGUUGAAAUUAACAUGGUGUGAAAUGAGCAUUUGCCUUGGACGUUUUCUGCGGGUUGCACAAAAUAACUUGGGUUGAAUUUUUUGUCUUGUGAUAUAUUUUUGUCAUGUUGGAAUAUUUGUGUGAGCAUGACUGUUUUAUUAUUCUUGUAAGUCUAAGAUGUGUGAUAUUUCAAGCCUUUGUCAACUACCAUAAUAUUCUGUAAAGUUUUCAAUCUCAAUGGUUCAGAACCAAGUGUACUGUUAAGUUGAAUAUGUUAUGAAAGUAAUGUAGUAAUCUUGUAUGUUUCAUGCUCUCUGCGCAACCAUUUUAUGCUCUCAGUCGACAAUACUUGGUUUACGUAAUGAGAUGCAUGAUUGUAUUGUAAUUUCAGCAUUUAGUUACCUCAGGAAAGUGAUAUGUGAUAUAGUAUUGUAUCUUACAAAUAAAGUACGCCACUCUUUAUUCA
Messenger RNA from Frankliniella occidentalis (western flower thrips), 2587 nucleotides. RefSeq lists its product as uncharacterized. Lineage: Eukaryota; Metazoa; Arthropoda; Insecta; Thysanoptera; Thripidae. The record is from RefSeq and is a predicted model, not a curated record. The transcript is spliced from 5 exons. Bases 466 to 1917 code for a protein of 483 amino acids.